This is a messenger RNA of Trachymyrmex cornetzi, 501 nucleotides long. RefSeq lists its product as uncharacterized. NCBI's taxonomy places the organism in Eukaryota, Metazoa, Arthropoda, Insecta, Hymenoptera, Formicidae. The coding region runs from base 36 to 356 and encodes 106 amino acids. The record is from RefSeq and is a predicted model, not a curated record. The transcript is spliced from 2 exons.
AGUCGUGCCUGCAUACGGAUGUUUUACGCGAUCGCAUGAUGUACGUGAAGACUGGGGACAGAUACUUGCAGAUACCUCAGAAUGAGGUUAUGUCGCGCAAAAAUUUUCCGCGAUCGAGGAUCGAGGACGUGAAGUUCGGCGAAUGUCGAUCGAGAAAGACAAUCGAUUCUUAUCUUAUCGAUGGAGCAUUGGAAUCGACACAGGAAUCCGCACUGGGAAUUGAUUAUACGAACGAGGCGGAUAGAUCAUGGAGGAUGGAGCGAAACUCGGAUCCGCGGAAGCCCGAAGCGUGGCGUACGUCGCAUAUAUUGGUUGGCGGAGUUCGCGCUUCAGAAAGCAAAGAGAAUGAUUUUUGAAAGUAUAAAGAACGUGGGCGAGAUAAAUACAGGCUGCAGCAACCCUUUCCCCUCUCCAUAUGAAUAAAAGCCAGACAGGAAACGGAGAUAAACUAAGAAGAGUUACAACAACGAAACAUAUAUAUGUACGUAAAAAUCAAAAUAU